AUGUUGUACACGAAUGAGUCAGACAUAGUUGUUGCGAAAAAGAAAUUGGAUUCCCUGCGGGAGUGGCUGUGGAACUGUCGACAACCCGAUGCUCCUCAGGUAUUACUUAUGGUAGGUCCAGCCGGCAGCGGCAAGUCUGCUGCGUUGCGUCUUGUUGCUGCAGAGGCUGAAAUCAAGAUUAGGGAAUGGAAUGCACCCGUGCCAAUGUUGUGGAAGGAAUUCAAACACAUGAGUGCACUGGACACCAAUUAUAGCUCAAAGGUAGAUGAUUUUGGGUCAUUUGUGGCGCGAGCAUCUAAAUAUUCUCUUCUGAAACUCGAGGCUUCACAGAUUUCACCUUCGUCAAUCCCUUUUAUGUCGUUGAACAGUGAGAAAGAACAUAGAAGACACGAAACAGACGUUAUUUUGCUGGUUGAAGAUGUUCCUCUUCGCGGCAGCAAAGAGCAGCAGCAACAUGUGCUUGAUCUUUUGCAGCGUUUAACAAGAGAGAGCCGCACUCCAACAGCCAUAGUUUUCAGCGAGGAAGAUUUAGGAUCUAGAAUAGGUGAACUGCAAGACUAUUCUAUAGGUAUCAGUACUGUAAUCCGUGUUAUGGUAAGUGCAGGUGCUCGGUACUUGUCCUUCAACUCUAGCACCGUGACACGUUUGGUGAAAGCGCUUACGUCAAUCGCACACGCUGAACGGCUUACCUUUAGUCCUGUUGAACUGAUGGAGAUAGCAAUUGCGUCGAAAGGGGAUGUGCGGUGUGCGAUCACAAGCCUACAGCUUCUUGCGUGUGGAGUGAAAGGUGUCAGCGUGCAGUCAAAGGAAAGCCACUUUGCGCUAGCAGAUAUGAACCGGAUGAAGAUCAAAGCAUGCGCAUCAUUAGCAGGUGAUGAUGAUAUACGGAGCGUAAGGUUAUUAGAAUGCAGAGACAACUUGAAGGUGUCUGAAAAAGGAAACUUUUGUCGAGAUCAUGCUCUGUCAGCUUUUCAUGCUCUUGGUAAGGUUUUGUACAAUAAACGUUGCUUGCCAGUGACAAAGGCAUCGAUGUCUGAGGCGCCAACGAAUUUCUCGGAUAACUCCUUCGACAAAAAAUUGAAGUCAAAGAGAAUUAAGUUUGAUGGAUUUGCUGAAGGCAUGUUUAGUCUCGUGUCUACAAAAGAAAGCACUUCUUGCAUCUUGCAGUUCGGAAACGAUGUUGGCCCGUUUUGUGUCCACCCUCAACUACAACGUCACCCUCUGUCGAACGAUCCUGAGUGGAUCCUUUUCAAGUCUAAGUUGAAUGCAGUGGCAGCAACAUCUUUUCUUUAUGAGAAUUUCUUGGACUUCUUACCAAAUGAAGCUGUGAAGGAUGCAGCCUUGGGUAUUAGAUAUCUUUCCGAUGCUGUCCUUCUACUGAAGAGAACUAACGAAGGACUUGGUGGCCAUGAUCGCGGCGGCUUAAGCUCCCAUAUUCAAUUCGAUAGAGGUGAUAGUCCGACUGCUCCAACAUCUGUACGAGAGCUUGCAGCUGGUUCAGUGUCGACUCGCGGCGUCUUUUUUGCUCCUUCAUCCACACACGCAACCCCUCGGCGCUGGCACCAGCUCAGAGCCCCGCAGGGCGUUAAGGCGACACGUGUCACUGCUUCAAAUAUGCAAGAGUUGCGUGCUUUUAUUGCUGAAGAUUUCUCUAUCAGUUCUAAUCUUGCUGCUGCAGUGGAGACACUUCCUAUGCUUCGUGUCAUUGCUCUAUGCACUCCAAAGGAAACCAUGAGAGUGCCGUAUCUUCCAUUUCGAUGGACAAAUUUCGAUGAUGAACAGUGCUCAGCCAGGCGUGAUAGAGAGUAUCCCGCAUCAGCACGCCAUGCUUCUUGGUCUGGUGAGGUGGUCAGCAAAGAGGCAUACAGCUGGCACAACACCUCCGGUAUAGUGUACAGAAGCUCUCGGGCAGAACCUUUUUUAAAUGAUGACUCUUCCCAACAGGUUCGUAUAAACAUUACUUUGCAAAACAUUGUCGCUUCAACUGGGGAACGAGACGAUAUAGAAGAUUGCUGACAUGAAUGGCAUUGAACUCCGUUCAGCAGUACGCGUUAUUUUCUUUCAAAAAUGAUGAGUAGCCAGACUUUCUGAUCAAAAGCACAUAUCACCUACUGCUUGGCACAAAAUAGUCUAGUUUUAUGUAGCGCAAUAGAAUGAUAUUCUUACAUGAGCACCUGUCCAGGGACAGACUCUCUAGCUCGAGAAAUUUAUACUCGAGGAAUUUCUCUUGUAGUUCAAUCUAUAAAAUGCAAAUGCACCUG
Molecule: messenger RNA, 2261 nt
Organism: Micromonas pusilla CCMP1545
Lineage: Eukaryota; Viridiplantae; Chlorophyta; Mamiellophyceae; Mamiellales; Mamiellaceae
Product: HIRA protein group
Exons: 2
Coding region: 1-2016 (671 amino acids)
Biological process (GO): DNA repair; mitotic DNA replication checkpoint signaling; DNA damage checkpoint signaling
Molecular function (GO): chromatin binding; DNA clamp loader activity
Source: RefSeq, a predicted model, not a curated record